AAAACCAUUCAUUUGGUACAAAAACAUGGACAAGCCCUACUUCGCAAGAAAUUUCAAAUGUUGGCCGGACGCCCUUACCAUUUCCCCAACCACUUGAUCGAGAAAUGUUUACUGCUUCUGACUUCGACAGUGAUACCUUCUUGGCAAAUAGGCGUCACGUUACCCUAGAUGAAUUGAAGAAAGAGCUAACGGCACAUUUAAAAAGUCUUAAAAGCGAGCUAGUGGAAAUGAUAAAUAGAGAUUACGCGAGUUUUAUAGAUCUUUCAACAAACUUGAAGGGUGUUGACAAAGUUAUCGAAGAAGUAGCAAGGCCAUUAGGGAAAAUGAGAGAAGAGGUUCAGGGUGUUCGCACAACGCUUCAGGGUGUGAUUGAUUCAUUGGAAAGCCAGUUAUCUCAUAGAGCAUCCAUUCGAGAGAAGAAGGCGGCUUUACAAUUACUUAUAAAUAUUCACGAAUCAGUUCGCAAAGUUGAAAAUUUGUUAUUGAUUAGUGGGGAUAACGCGUCAGCAACUGCAUCUGGAGAUAAAAGCGGGAGCAAUGUGAAGCAAAUUGAGCGAGUGGCCAUUGAGUAUAAUCAGAUGCAAUACCUGGUUAAUAGGGGAAAAGAUUUACCCUUCGUGGAAAAUAUCGAUUGGCGCAUCACUAGAAUCAAAGAUACACUUCGCAUUAAUUUAUCAUCCGCUCUUCGUCUAGCUUUGUUGACAAUAAAAGAUCAGUCAAGCACG
Molecule: messenger RNA, 725 nt
Organism: Acaulospora morrowiae
Lineage: Eukaryota; Fungi; Glomeromycota; Glomeromycetes; Diversisporales; Acaulosporaceae
Source: the annotation of a GenBank genome assembly